AUGUACCCUUUCAUUUUAGAAAUUCUAUCUGAUGAGGACAAAAUUCAAGUUAUUGAGGCAUGGGAACUGAGAGAGAUAUGUCUACAACCUCUACAGCUAGCACUAGAGUCAAGAGCAAGAAAAUUAGGUCACACAGCACUUGCAGGAAUUCAGGUUAAAAGUUAUUCAUAUUUUUGUGACACCCAAAGGUCAUCUAUCUGGCAACCAAAUACAAUAAUUUGUACAUGGUGCUUUAGAGUUAAAAUGUAACAAAUAAAAAAAAAUUGUGUACUGUGUGAAUAAAUGUUGCUUUAGAUUAUAAUUAUAAGAAGUAUGGCUUUGAUAAAAUUAUUUGAGAAAGUGUUAGGACUUUAUUAACUUGGAAUCAGUUAUUAAUUCUUCAGAUAAAUUUGCAAGAUACUAAACUCAUAAUAUGAUUUCCAAUGUUUGCAAAGUAAAUUCCAUAUUAAGUACCAUAUUAUCCAACACAGUGAUCUAAUUUUAUUGAGCCAGGAAAACAAUGUACCAUAUAUAGUUUAAUUACUCAUUAAACUUAUCAAAAGACAUUGUUGUAUGUUGAUAUAAUAUUUUCUGCCGCUGGCAUGAGCUCAGUUUUGAUUCCCAUUUUUAAAAUUAAAAAAAAAAUCUCUGUUAGCUUUAGAAUUUUUCAUUAAAUAUUAUAAUAUAAUUUGUACAUCUAAAAUUAAACUCCAAAACAUUUAAUAUAAAAAUAAUGCAAAAAAAUGUCAUACAUACCAAUAUCCAGAUAUUACUUCUCUUUCCACUAUUUUGAGGUGUAAUUUCUUAGGGCCAUUUCUAGUGUUUGUUAUUAAAAAUGUUUACACUUCAUCUCAAUUAUUUGAUGUAUCUGGAUGAAUUUGUCAUAUAAGUGUUAUAAAAAUCAAGAAAGCUUUCUACUUUUUUAAUAUCUAUUAAUAUCUAUUAUCUGUUUUCAGACCAUGUUUAAAGAUGAAAGAUUUCGAAGUUCCAUGGAGACGAGUGAUGAGGACAAAUGGCUACCUUCACAGGUCCUCACUGUUUUAGCUGGUGCUCACUCUCUGGCGGAAGAUUUACAGAUAGAAGUUAUGAAGGUUCGUCAAAUAAAGAUUAAUUCAUUUAUAACUUGAUAAAAAAGAUUAAAAAAGACAAAAUGUAUUUUCAUUUUUAAUGUUAUAAUUUUCAGAGUUAAAAUAUUUAGUAUUUAUUAAAUUUUAUAAAGACUACAGAAAAGUUUUUAUUGUCACUUAAGGAUUUAUAAUUACAUCUAUGGCAAAUUAAGCGAUCUUAUAGACAUUAUGGAAUCGGCAAAUAUCAUUUGUGCAAUGAAUAGUAAUAGAAAAUUGUUCAUACAGCUUUUACUGAACAUGACGGUCACAGCCUCCUGGUGUACCAGUGCAAAAACAAUCAUCAAAAUUGCACAGGUGAGCUCAUACAGAAAUAGUUUCAUUAUAACGCAGGGGAAAAGCUUAAUCACAUUUUAAGGACUCUUAGUAAUUUUUUUAUACCUUUUACCAUAAGUAAGUAAAAUUAGUCUUGAGAAAUACAUUUUUUGAAGAAUCACAAGGUGUAUAAAAAUUUAAUUCAUUGCAAUCAACUCAUCCUAUUUUGUAUAAAUAUGUAGCUCAUAUUUUAAGGCUUUAUUAUUUUAAUCUAAAUCCAUUAUGAAAUCACCAUCGAUCUUUUGUUAUGCUAUUUUGUUCCCUGUACCACUGGGAGUUUAGCCGAAUUCUCUUGCAACAGAUUUCCAUGUUAAACAUUCUGCUAUGUUUUGAAGCACAUCAAAAUAAGAGCCAUUGAAAAAAAAUUAUGUAUCGGUAGCGAGCUAACUAUGCUGCAUGAAAUCUUAUUUUUAUAGAUUUUUAAUUAAUCUUCUAUAUAUUCAGAAGUAACUAUAGCUUUUUUUUUAAGUUAAUACAAUCUUAUUUUUUUAAAAACUAUUUUAUUUAAAUUAAAUCUCAAGGUGUUAUUUUUUUUACCAAACAUUGAACAAAGGUGGAUUUACUGGGAGAAAAGUUCAAGGUAUUAAUCUCAAAGUUUUAAGAAGUCAAUACCCGGUAUAGGCAUUUGCUAUAAAUAAUUUUGAAAGUAGAAGAAAAUGCAUUGGAUUUAAUUAAAAUAUACAUUUUUUUGUUUAUAUUUUUUCCUAAGCAUUGUUUUUAAAUGGCAGUAUUUCCCCUGUGAUUGAAUAACAGCUUGGUUCCCAUCAUAUGGUCCUAGUGCAGCUCACAGUUUGAUUGGUAAAGUGGGGUCAAUUUAAUACUUAAAAUAAAAAAAAAUAGAAAUUAACCUUUAUACCAACUGAGAACAAGCACACAUUUUAGAAAAUAAAUUGGGGUAAAAGGGCAGAUUCAUUCAGGUAAUUGCAGAGAUUAUUUUUCUGUAAAUCUCUUCUUACUGAACAGACUAUGACAAGAUUUUGUGAGUAUUGGCCGAUGAGAAACUAACACGACUGCAUAAAUUUGCAUGCUGUUUGAACCAUAAUAUAUUAAUAUUAUUAUAGUUGCCUGUGUUUUACAGCACAUAGACCAAAUAAGUUUCAAAUUUUUUAAAUACAUUUCUUUGAACAGAGUGCAAAUACAAUGCUAUGAUGAACUGAAAGGUGAUCAAUGGUUAUUUCAAAAGAUUUUUUUCUCCCAUAUCCAUUUAGGUACUAACAGUCUACUAAAGAGCUUAUAUAUGAAAUGUCAGGACACUAAUAUUUUACUAGUAAAAAGCAGUCUGUUGCAUGGGUAG
Molecule: messenger RNA, 2712 nt
Organism: Lymnaea stagnalis (great pond snail)
Lineage: Eukaryota; Metazoa; Mollusca; Gastropoda; Lymnaeidae
Source: the annotation of a GenBank genome assembly